AUGGGCGCCAAAGUUCCCCGAAACUUCCGACUGCUAGAAGAGCUCGAGAAAGGCGAGAAAGGCCUUGGUGCUGAGGCAUGCUCGUAUGGUCUGGACAAUGGAGAUGAUCUGUUGAUGUCGGACUGGAACGGGACCAUCCUUGGCCCUCCUCACAGCGUCCACGAGAAUCGUAUCUACAGUGUCAAGAUCCACUGCGGCCCCAACUACCCUGACCUCCCUCCCGAGAUUGCCUUUACCUCUAAGAUCAACCUGCCUUGCGUGGACCAGCGAAAUGGAAAGGUUGAUCCAACCAAGGUACCCUGCUUAGCUCAGUGGAAACGGGACUUCACCAUGGAGACCAUCUUGAUUGAGCUUCGAAGGUAUAUGGCUUUGCCACAGCACAAGAAGCUUCCGCAGCCUCCCGAAGGCACCACUUACUAA
Molecule: messenger RNA, 420 nt
Organism: Didymosphaeria variabile
Lineage: Eukaryota; Fungi; Ascomycota; Dothideomycetes; Pleosporales; Didymosphaeriaceae
Gene: MMS2
Product: E2 ubiquitin-conjugating protein mms2
Exons: 5
Coding region: 1-420 (139 amino acids)
Biological process (GO): protein K63-linked ubiquitination; DNA damage tolerance
Cellular component (GO): nucleus
Source: RefSeq, a predicted model, not a curated record